Messenger RNA from Sturnus vulgaris (Common starling), 467 nucleotides. RefSeq names its product HIG1 hypoxia inducible domain family member 2A (gene HIGD2A). The record is from RefSeq and is a predicted model, not a curated record. Gene Ontology annotation, cellular component: mitochondrion. Lineage: Eukaryota; Metazoa; Chordata; Aves; Passeriformes; Sturnidae. Gene Ontology annotation, biological process: mitochondrial respirasome assembly.
GGCCGUUGUUGUCACCUUGGCCAUGGCGGCGGGGCCGCCCCCCCCACUAGAGCCUUGCCCGCUCCCCACGUUCCCUGAGGAGGGAUUCACGGAGAAGUUCCUGCGCAAGACCCGCGAGAACCCCCUGGUGCCCCUCGGCUGCCUGUGCACCGUCAGUGUCCUGGCCUACGGAAUAAUCUGCUUCAAGAAAGGCAACACUCGCCGCUCGCAGCUGAUGAUGCGGGCGCGUGUCAUAGCCCAGGGCUUCACCUUUGCCGCCCUGCUGGGGGGCAUGGCGGCCACGGCUAUCAAAUCCCGACAGUGACCUCGGACGAGAGCGAAGCUACGGCCACGGGCAAGCGUCUACCAGCUGGCAGAGUGGAUCCUGGCUGCAGAUGGAGUUUUCUGAGAGACUGUUGUAAUGUCUCGGUGAAGCCAAUUCUGGAGCACUGGAAGUAGGGUGAAUACAUUCUGUGAUUAACAUGUAA